UGCAGUCGUGCACGUACACCUACACAACUCGGUGGUCACUGUGUGGCACACAACUGUGCUACUCAGUUUACUUUUUUGGAAAGCCUGCAUGUUGAGGGUUAAAGUAGCGAUUCCUUCAUACUGUGUUUUGUGUAACAGAAAAUAGCUUUUUUUUAGAGGUAACAAGCAGGAGAUGCAACAUGACUUUAUUGGGACUGUCGUUUUUUGUUCUGGCUUUAACCUACUUCGUUACUGUUUAUAGCAGGCUGGCAGGUGUCCACCUGCGUAACAUGGACAGCUUCAUCCGAGCCGUGCGGCAGGUUGAAGACUCCAACCCUGGUCUGCCCCCCCUGGCUCUGGUCAGGGCCCUGAGGAGGACCACCGGCCACGACGAUGUGAUGACCAUCCAUUACUUGGGUGCAUCAUAUAAUCUCAGUGAUGCUGAGGUCCUAGAGACAGCCAUUCUCAAUGCCUCAUCCUUUAGCUUUUUUGACAAGGCCAUCCACCACCUUGUGACAGAUUACGGGGAGGAACGAGGGGUGGUUCUCGCUCCAGAUGGCACCACGGUAGCCCUUGCACCCUUAUUGCUAGGAAUCGAAUCGGGACUGAAAGCCAAGAUGGAGGGGACGCCAGCUGUUGGGAUCUUCCCUCUCACCUUAGGCAGGACGCUAGGCCUGUCCUUCCUUAGCCUCCAGGACUUCCCGACAUCUUAUCGCCUGGGGCCUAAUGGGUGCUGGGACAAUGUGGACCAUCCUAAGGUGUUCAAGCUGUCUCGGCCUGCCACUAUGGCCACUAAUGCUGUGAUUAAUGGGGGCAUGGAUGGAGCUAUACUGGGCAUGGACAUCACCAAUCUACCUGCAUCUGAACAGCCGCAGGCCCUCAGUGAGAUUUUGAAAGGCUAUUAUAGUUUUAUACUGCAUGAGGGGCAGGGUCUUGAUGCUGUGACCAGCCAUGUUAGCCCAAGGCGAAGAGAGAUCUCUAGAUCCAUUCUGGAGCCACUUGAUCUUCACAGCCAGGUGAUGAAGACACUAGCAUUAGUCUGGAAGUUGGAGAAGACAGAAUGGAUUGCUCUGGACACUGGAGUGGGGAAGGCGGUGAAGGAUGGAUUGGAGGCGUUUGUGCACAAGUUCUGGGACUGCCCUCAAAUCAUCCCUCGUUGUCAGUGGGGGGCAAAAGCCCACCGGGGUACACCUAUCCCACUGUCCCUGCCCCUCCAAUUUCUCUAUGUUCACCACACCUAUGAGCCAUCCUCGCCCUGUUUAUCUUUCCCAAUCUGCUCUCGCAACAUGAGAUCCAUGCAGCGUUUCCACCAAGAAGAUCGUGGUUGGAGCGACAUAGGAUACAGCUUUGUGGUCGGCUCUGAUGGCUACGUCUAUGAAGGCAGAGGCUGGAACCACCUCGGCAGACACACCAGAGGGCACAAUGACAUCGGGUACGGCGUGUCAAUCAUUGGUAACUACACUGCCACCCUGCCAUCUCGCCAUGCCAUUGACCUGUUGCGCCAUCGUCUAGCCCGAUGUGCAGUAGAUGGAGGACGCCUGGCUGCCAACUUCACCAUCCAAGGCCACAGACAGGUGGUAAACUACACCUCCUGCCCUGGAGACGCCUUCUUUUCAGAAAUAAGAAGCUGGGAACACUUCGGGGAAUGACAGGACCCCCCCCCACUGCCAGUUUGGGGUUCUUAAAAAUCAUUAAUGGAUCUUCAUGGUAUGAUAACUAUCACUGCUGGCUGUUUUUUUGUCUUACUUUUUGAAAUAGUUUCACUUUAUGAAAUGGCUCUUGAGGUAAUCCUCCUGGACUAGUUUUAAUGUAGAUGAUUCAUUUCAAACCCACCUCUUUGAGUGCAGAAUUAAUUAAAAAUCAAUGUUGCUUUGAAUGAUGGCCAACCAAGUGGAUCUGUUCUGGUCAAGCUCUCCUGCGGGGGGCACCAGUGGGUUUAAUACGGAGACUCAGGCACUUUAGAGCUCAUUUAGGUUCCCUGAAAGGACCUUAUGACUAAGACGAGUUUAGGUCCAUUAUACAUUAAAGGUUUUGUACCUUUGAUGUAUAAUGGAUCUCCUCAGGAUCAACUGUUUAAUAUCUGCAGUUUAUUCACCUACUAACUGGGGGUUCUGUAGCUUUUAUCAACUUUUCAAUUUAUCAAUACAUCUGAUCAUGUUAAAGGAUAACGUAUGUAUACUGUCAGGCUUGUAUGGAUAUAAAUACUAAUGGAGUUUCCAUAUCGGAGUAUGACAAACUUUAUUCCAAGUCCCAAUCAGUAGGACAGAUAUUAAACAAAACAUACAAAAAACCCCUCAAGUUCUAUUUUACAUUCAUCUUAUUUCUCCUCUUUUUAUUUUACAGAACACAAGAAUAAAGAGUCUGGUCAACUGUAA
This is a messenger RNA of Siniperca chuatsi (mandarin fish), 2354 nucleotides long. Its product is annotated as N-acetylmuramoyl-L-alanine amidase-like. The transcript is spliced from 4 exons. NCBI's taxonomy places the organism in Eukaryota, Metazoa, Chordata, Actinopteri, Centrarchiformes, Sinipercidae. Bases 180 to 1628 code for a protein of 482 amino acids. Gene Ontology annotation, biological process: detection of bacterium; defense response to Gram-positive bacterium; peptidoglycan catabolic process. Gene Ontology annotation, molecular function: peptidoglycan immune receptor activity; peptidoglycan binding; N-acetylmuramoyl-L-alanine amidase activity. The record is from RefSeq and is a predicted model, not a curated record.